GAUUGAUUUAUCAUAAAUUAUAUUUUUUAAUAUGCCAAAUGCGUGGACUGAGGAUGACACCGAAAAAUUAGUAGCGCUUUAUGGACAGUAUCAGUGUUUGUGGAAUCCGUUUCAUCCCGAGUUCAGUAACAAAUCGUCACGUUACAAAGCUUACAAGGAAAUCAAAAGUUCUGUCGAUAUUCCCGGAUUAACAAUAUGCGAUUGCAUUGAGAGAAUUACGAGUGUAAAGAAAGAAUACUGUUAUGAACUGUCAAAGAUUGCUGCAGCUGUAUUUUGCGAAAAGUUGUAUACACCAAAGGCGAAAUGGUUUAAAGGAAUGCACAUGCUCUUUUUCCCAUAUAAGUCGUCAUCCCACAAAAAGGUACAACAUGCAGUAUUUAAGGAAUUGCUUAUUAAUUGUGAUUAUUCCACGCGUGUGGACGAUACCUCUGUAAGAGCAUACAGCAAAAGAAAAACCGAGGAUAACUUUGACAUAUUUGGAAAAAGCGUGGCGUUCCAAAUGCGAACUAUUGAUAUUAAAACUGCUAUGGAAUUGAAGAAAGAAAUACAAAGUCUAAUAACGAAGGCGCGAUUAAAAACUUUAGAAUCUAAGCUAAUGGAUCAGAAUAUUACCUCAAUCUGCUGCUGUGAUUGUGGCGAUUGUAAAGUAAUGUGUAAGGAUGAAAUUUGCAGUUGUGGCUUAACAUUAAAGGAAUGUUUACUUUUAACAAAAAUCAAUAAAGAAAAAAGUUACGGGUUUUCCUACAAAUAGCAGGUAUGAGCAAUA
Molecule: messenger RNA, 766 nt
Organism: Linepithema humile (Argentine ant)
Lineage: Eukaryota; Metazoa; Arthropoda; Insecta; Hymenoptera; Formicidae
Source: RefSeq, a predicted model, not a curated record